CGCUGCUCGCGGGGCUCAAGCGCUCGCUCGGGUCGCGCGGAUUUGUCCCCGCGUCAUUCCCCGUAAAGCAUUUCGUUCAAGACGAACGAAGCUUAACCAAGACAGAGACGCAGACGCGUGCCGCUAACCUUAGCACGUCAUUCUCACUCCAAUCGGUCGCCUAGGAAACGCGACUCUAUAAUGGAGGUUAACUGGCGACAACUGCAGACCAGCAUCAUCGACGAGGUGAAGAAGUACCCGUGCCUCUACGAUUCCAACUACAUCAGCCGAUGGAAUGCGCGGAGACGAGGACCGUAUUGGGAGGCCGUCGCAGAAGCCAUUGACGUAGCAGACCUGACGGACACCGACUGUCGGCGCAUCUGGAAAGGCCUGCGCGACAAGUACGUGCGCGAGAUCCGGCUCGGCUGCGCGCGGAACUCCGAAGGCGCGCUCGUCACGGCGAGCUCCCAGUGGCCGCUGCUCCGGCGCCUGGACUUCCUCAGGGACCACAUACGACACAGGCGCCGAAAAGAGGUCCAAGAGGAGGAGCCGGACAUCGCCGACAACAACGAAUCCACGUCGAUGGACGUCGCGGCGCCUAUGUUCGCGUGCCCGGAUGCAGCCACUGAGGACGUGGGCGCGGAGGGGCGCUUGGGUUCGCCGGUGGACUUCGAGAUCGACGUGUCACAGGGGCCCAGCUACAACACGGAUUCCGAGGAGGAAGCCGAAGCAGCCGCUCCGUCGCCCCGGGCCCCCGACGACGCCUCCGGCCGGACCGCCAGUGGGCGACCGCGAAGGCGCAAGUCGAUCGCACAGCCGCGUAUGACCUCGCCGGGACCGCUGGACAGCGCUCGGCGGCGCGGCGCCUACGGCCUCAGGAGGAACACCAGGGGAAAGAGGGGGAGACCGAAGGGAACGACUCCGAGAGGCCGGACGACGGCGCCGCCGACCGACGACGUCGAUUGGCACCCCCGAAAACGUGGUCGACCCCCAAAGGCGACGACGCGACGACAUUGGGUGGAAAGGAGCUCCUCUACCGACGAGGAGGAAGACGUCGCCAACGAGAAGGAAGACGUCACCAACGAGAAGGAAGACGUCGCCAACGAGGAGGAAGAUGUCGUCGGCGAGGAGGAAUACGUCGCCGGCGAGGACGAGCGACCCAUCAGCGACUACGUCAAAGAAGAACGCGACAGAGAGGACACGAACAAGGCCGAGGCAGACAUCGAGGCGGCGUUGUGCAGGUUCAUCACGACCAUCGUCGACAAGAUGGCAUCGUCGUCUUCGUCAGUGGCUGGCGGCCCGGUCGGUGCGAAAUCCGUCAAGACGGAGAUGCGAGUGGACGCCGGGGACAGCGACACACUGUUCUUGCUGGGACUGAGGGGCCCGAUGUCGAGGCUGGACGCCAAGAGCAAGUCGCUCGUGCAGAUCGACAUGCUCAGGCUGCUGCAAGAGCGGAUCGCCGACGCCGAAGCUCGACGACCGGACUCCGACGACGACGACGAAGAGCGAAGGGCGGCCGACAAAGCCAGUGCUGCGAACCGCUGAGCAGCCGUCCUACAAACUCUGCGCUGAAUGCGCCUCAUCAGCGAAAGUGAAAACCCGAACAAGAAUAGAAAAAAUUGACAGUCACUUUAGCAUACGCCAAAGAGGUUGAAGGCGAAAGCCUGCGCGCUCAAGAGACAUUCAUUAAAUUACUUGACAUUGUCA
This is a messenger RNA of Dermacentor silvarum, 1686 nucleotides long. RefSeq lists its product as uncharacterized. Gene Ontology annotation, biological process: regulation of transcription by RNA polymerase II. The coding region runs from base 181 to 1524 and encodes 447 amino acids. The transcript has 6 exons. Lineage: Eukaryota; Metazoa; Arthropoda; Arachnida; Ixodida; Ixodidae. The record is from RefSeq and is a predicted model, not a curated record. Gene Ontology annotation, cellular component: nucleus; transcription regulator complex. Gene Ontology annotation, molecular function: DNA binding.